Messenger RNA from Coffea eugenioides, 1457 nucleotides. RefSeq names its product quinone oxidoreductase PIG3-like. NCBI's taxonomy places the organism in Eukaryota, Viridiplantae, Streptophyta, Magnoliopsida, Gentianales, Rubiaceae. The transcript has 7 exons. The coding region runs from base 25 to 1098 and encodes 357 amino acids. The record is from RefSeq and is a predicted model, not a curated record. Gene Ontology annotation, molecular function: oxidoreductase activity.
UUUAAGUUGUUCUGACAUCGAUCUAUGAAGGGAAUAGUUAUUGAAAAAGCGGGAGGGCCAGAUGUGUUGAAGCUGGUGGAAUUAGAUGACCCGCCACUUGGAGAUGACGACGUCUUAAUCAGGAUUGCAGCCACGGCGGUGAAUAGAAUUGAUUUGCAAUGUAGAUUAUUCGGCUCCAGAAAUUCGUUUAAUGGUGGUUUGUACAUCCCUGGGUUGGAGUGUUCUGGAAUUAUCAUAGCUGUUGGCCAAGGGGUUACUGAGUGGAAAGUUGGUGACAAAGUGUGUGCCCUUCUCAAUGGAGCGGGGUAUGCUGAGCAAGUAGCAGUAUCUGCUAAGAUGGUUCUUCCUGUUCCUUCAAAUGUUCCACUUACACAUGCUGCAAGCUUGCCGGAGGCUGCUCAUAAUGCUUGGAAAGUUAUAUCUGAAGCUCAACUAGUACGAGGAAGAAAGUUAUUGUUGCAUGAGUGCUGUGGUUAUGUUGGGUUAUUUGUCCUUCAGAUGGCAAAAUGCAAAGGCGCAGUGGUGUAUGUCACUGCAGAGACUGAUGAAAAGCUGGAUUUCUACAAGCGUCAUGGUGCUGAUAUUUGCAUUAACUGCAAGAAUGAAGAUCUUGUCACUCGAGUGAUGGAGGAAACCAGAAAGAAAGGUAUCGAUGUUGUUGUAGACAGUUGGGCUGUCAACUUGGAAAAAGAUCUAAAAAUCUUAAGCCAUUGGGGAAAACUGCUUUUCGUUGACUUACACGGUCCCAAGGGUGGAAACUUGUAUUUAACAGCAGUAAUGACUAAGCAGGCAAGAGUUCAAGUGCUUAACAGAUGGUGGAAAACUUUAGAUAGAGCAGCGUGUAUUGUUGAUCAUCUGAAGAAAGAAGUAUGGCCAGAGAUUGAAAACGGAUCUGUGAAACCUGUGGUGUACGAAACAUUUCCACUGUCUGAAGCAGCAGCUGCUCACAAGCUUAUGGAGCUUACAGACUAUGGGCAGCAUAUGUGGUCUGUUAUUGGAUAUUUUGUGCCAUGGCUGGGACACUAUGCCUGUACUGGCAAGGUAGCUGGACAUGUUAUGGGAAAGAUUUUGCUUACGCCUGACUUUGAAGAGUCCUGAACAUCCAGCACGGCAUGGAUGCCAUGGGAAAGAUGUUGGGAAUGUUCAGAUUGAUCAACAAAUUACUUGAUCUCCAUUCUUGCGGUGAAACUUCAAGAGGGAACUUUCUCAGAGCUAGUUUUAGCUUAGUGGAAUUUUAUCUACCUUCUUGGGUUGUUUGGUUGAAGCAUGCGUUUCAGUGUUCACUGGUAAAAGGUAUUUGUGGCUGCGUUUUGUAAAGAGGGUGCAACAGUUAUACUACUUGAGACAUGGAUGAAUAUUAUCUUUGUCGAUCUGUACCUUUUUUUUUUUUCCUGGUGAUACACUAUUUGCUUACUAUAAAAGCUACGUGUAGUAUCGUCAUCACUCAAUUUAGCUAA